CAGGAGGGAGAAUCGAUGGGGGGAGCGAUUAAUGUGGAGGAGGGGGGUGAAGUAAGUCCACAUACAUAUAAAAGCUGGGUCACAAACAAUGUCAAGUCCUCUCAGCCAGAGAAAGAUCCGGAGGAAAUUAAAAAGACAAAUCAAGCAAGAACCGCUAAACCUCCGCACUUUCCUAACGUUCCUACAGACAGGAUGAAGGCUGCCCUACAAUGUGUCACACUGAGUGUCAUUCUUGCACUCUGCAUCUGCUACGAAUCCCAGGAGAGUGACGAAUCUUUUGAAGAUUUUUUCGUCAACCCAUCCAGGGCCAACUCCUUCCUACACAAUCAGGAAAGAAGCCCAAGCAGCAAUUACGACAACUAUCGAUAUGGAAGGGUAGUGAAAUCCCAAGCAGAGCGACAAACGGAGAUCUGUGAGGACUACUCCCCCUGUCGUGUCUAUGCCUACCGCAACGGUUACAAGCAGGCCUAUCAGAAAUAUUUUUCCAACCGGAAUUCCGGCAAUAGCCGAUACUAAAUGACACGGAAAAACGGGACCUAAAGAAUCAAAGAGCCAUUGCUUGUAUUUGUAUUGCAUUUUUUUCCGAUCCUUUGCUGUAUUCAUUCCUACGCUAGUUCAUUAUCCCUACUGAACUCGCAACAUAAGCUCUAUUCGAAUUUGCAUUGUUGUGAACUUAUAUAAUCUCAUAGGCAUCUGAACUUGAUAUAUUCAGACAAACGUAUAAGAGUAAAGACAGGUUUUCCUUUUUGGCAUCUCUCAGAAAGCUAUGCAAUCAUUUGCACAAAGAACAGGCCUAUGAAUGUAUGCAAACGUGUGUAUUUUCUUGGUUCUGAUGCAUGCUAAAAGACAUAAAAUGGAAAAAUGCAAUGCAUUUUUUUGUUUCAUACCAUGCUAUUUUAUUCAUAUACAUUACAAAUGAACACUAAAAAUGUUCCAAUAAAGUGCACUUCCUAGGAAAAUCUUAAAAAUCUCUAAAAUGCAAUAUGAAGUUCUUGCCUACACUGUUUCCUGCUCCAAUAUUGUAAUUUCUCAGUUAUAAGCAAUACCUUAUGGCAUACUAUAGAUGCUCUAUGUUUUAUGCAACAGAGAAUAACAGUAAUGUAUGUGACACCUAUGGAUACCCCCAGAACAAGUCCAGGUGAAGGAUUGUCUGCUCUCUCAAACACAAUAAAGCAAAGAAACUGCAUGCAGUUCUUUGGA
Scleropages formosus (Asian bonytongue) is the source of this 1200-nucleotide messenger RNA. Its product is annotated as matrix Gla protein-like. The record is from RefSeq and is a predicted model, not a curated record. Gene Ontology annotation, cellular component: extracellular region. Gene Ontology annotation, molecular function: calcium ion binding. The transcript is spliced from 5 exons. NCBI's taxonomy places the organism in Eukaryota, Metazoa, Chordata, Actinopteri, Osteoglossiformes, Osteoglossidae. The coding region runs from base 16 to 516 and encodes 166 amino acids.